AUGUCAACUCUUAAGGGCAAAGUUGUUCUUGUAGGCGAUACAAGUGUCGGCAAAACAGCCAUUGUCAACUGCUUCAACAGGCUCUCUAUUGAUGUUUCCCCAACAAUUGGAGCUAAUUCAAUCACCUGCAAUGUUAAACUUGAUUCUGGCGAAACAGUACAAUUAAACAUAUGGGAUACAGCUGGCCAAGAUGAUUUCCAGUGCUUGGUUCCAAUGUAUGCUCGUUGCGCUCAAGUUGCUUUAGUUGUUUACGAUCAAACACAACCAUCAAGCUUCGCAAGCACUGAAAAGUGGAUUGACCACAUGAAGAAUUCCGUCGGCGUACCAAAUGUAUUCCUUGUCGGUAACAAGAUGGAUCUUAAUGAAGUUGUUGAAACCGAAAAGGCUAUUGAGUUCGCAGAAUCCCAUCAAGUUAAGUUCUUUAGAACAUCAGCUUUAAACGGUAAUGGCGUUGAUGAUCUUUUCCAGGAAAUUGCUAUUGUUGUUAAUACUCCAGAGAAACAAUCUGAGGAAGUUCAACCUGUGUUCAAGACAGAUGUUCACUUAGAAGAAACAAAGGAUAAGAAGAAAACUGGAUGCUGCUAA
Trichomonas vaginalis G3 is the source of this 585-nucleotide messenger RNA. Its product is annotated as GTPase protein. Gene Ontology annotation, molecular function: GTPase activity; GTP binding. Bases 1 to 585 code for a protein of 194 amino acids. Lineage: Eukaryota; Parabasalia; Trichomonadida; Trichomonadidae. The record is from RefSeq and is a predicted model, not a curated record. The transcript has a single exon.